Messenger RNA from Hevea brasiliensis (rubber tree), 2546 nucleotides. RefSeq names its product probable NAD(P)H dehydrogenase (quinone) FQR1-like 3. Gene Ontology annotation, molecular function: FMN binding; NAD(P)H dehydrogenase (quinone) activity. The record is from RefSeq and is a predicted model, not a curated record. Bases 1575 to 2186 code for a protein of 203 amino acids. The transcript is spliced from 10 exons. Lineage: Eukaryota; Viridiplantae; Streptophyta; Magnoliopsida; Malpighiales; Euphorbiaceae.
CUGCCUCUCUCUCAUCUUUCAUGCCCGAAGUUUCUCACUUCCAAUUCUCUCGCUUUCCCUCAUGCUCCUCACCCAUGGCUAGAACCCUAGCCGUUACUUCCCGUCAGCUGUCGUUAACUCUGCCUUUUGCUGCAUCUUCCUCUGUUAACUUUAACGGAAGACUUUCAAGCUCCCUUUCUCCAGCUGCUUCCACACCUCGUGGCUCGUGUCCCUACGCUCAAAUGUUCUGAUUCGACUUCUCAAUCAUAUGUUGAUCAAUCAGCAAAAUUUCUAGAAGCUUUCAAGAAGGGCGGUUUAAUUCCUUUAUACCACUGCAUAUUAUGUGAUCACCUCAUUCCUGUGCUUGCUUAUUGCUGUUUGGUUAAUGAAGAUGAUAGAGAUGCUCCAAUCUUUUUAUUUGAGUUAGUCGAACUUGGUUUGGAUGCUUCCACUAUUGUAAGGGGCAAUUUAGUGUUAUAGGAGCUCAACCAAGUAUAGAAAUUGUGGCUAAAGAAAACAUGGUCACAAUUAUGGACCAUUAUGAAGGCUGAAGGACAGAGAAGAUUGUGGAGGACCCAAUAGAAGUUCCUAGGAGAAUGAUGGAGGAUUGGGGCCCCCAACUUGUUGAUGACCUUCCAGAAGUUUUUAGUGGUGGGUGGUGUGGUAUGUAGAGAAGAAAAAACUGCCUUUUUCUGCUGCCCCACCGGAUGACAAAAAUCUCCCUCAUGUCCACCUUGGCCUUUAUGAGGAUGUUAUAAUAUUUGAUCAUUUGGAGACGGUCACUGGAGAGUUACUUGAUUAUUUAAAUAGUUGGGAUGCAUUGCACUACCUGUUGGCACUGUUAGUGGGGCACCAAAAGUCUACCCUCCGCAACAUUUUUCCAUUUCUAUAUGUAUUUAUAAUCUCCUUAAAUGCUUUUGAACACAUAAAUUAUUAACCUAUGCCCAAUAUAAACUCAAUCCAUAUAGUAGAUUCUGAUUUUGUGGAUGCUUCUGUUCUAAGACCCUCAUGAGGAUUGAUUAUUUUUCGUAGUUUCUUACCAGCAGCUGUAUUGGAAUGCACGUAAAUGCUAUGGAGCUGAUUGAUCAGCUAGAAGGCCACAUAGUGGUGGAUUUGGAGGAAGUUCAUUUUCUGGUGAUAUGGAUGUUGAUCUGGCUCUCAGAGCUAUCGUCUUUCCUACUAGGGCCCGUUAUGAUACAAGGCAUUCAUAUAAUGAUCUGAACAAGCGGCAAGAAUGGUUUGCUCACCUCCAAGCUGGGGCUGGAAUUGUACAGUGAUCCAGCUGAUGAGCAGAUAGAGUUUGAGACAAAGCAGCAGCUCUGGCACAUGCCACUGAUCUUGCAGAAGAAUUAUUUGUCAAGAAUUGAUUAUUUGAAGAAUUUAGGAUCAGACAAGAACACAGAUGACAGAAAAAUAGAUAAGCCUACACCACGUCAUGGUUUGAUAUCUCAACGCAACGGGCAAGUGUCAAUUAUGUCUUGAAAGGGAGAGCUGUAAGCGACUCGAACCACAAAGGUGAGUGGUGAUCUAGUAUGCAAGCAUAAAGUGCUAGUGAAUUAGGGUCGGGCUCUUGAGUCUUAACCAAGAUUUUAGCUAUGGGUACCACGAAGAUCUACAUAGUGUAUUACUCCUUAUAUGGACAUGUGGAGACAAUGGCACGAGAAGUCCAGCGAGGGGCUAAUUCAGUUCAAGAUGUUGAAGCAACACUUUGGCAGGUACCAGAGACACUUUCCAACUUGAUAAUGCAAAAGAUGAAGGCCCCUCCUAAAGCAGAUGAUGUGCCGGUGAUUCAACCAGAACAGCUUUUGGAGGCAGAUGGUUUUGUCUUUGGUUUUCCUUCUCGUUUUGGUGUGAUGGCAGCCCAGUUCAAGGCAUUCUUUGAUGCAACGCAUGAGCUUUGGGCAUCCCAAGCGCUUGCUGGCAAACCUGCUGGAAUCUUCUGGAGUACUGGUUUCCAUGGAGGAGGUCAAGAACUUACUGCAUUGACGGCCAUAACACAGUUAGCACAUCAUGGUAUGCUAUUUGUUCCUCUUGGUUACACAUUUGGCAGUGGUAUGUUUGAGAUGAAUGAGGUAAAAGGUGGCUCUUCUUAUGGUGCUGGAACAUAUGCGGCAGAUGGAACUCGUCAUCCCACAGAAUUAGAACUCCAACAGGCUUUUCACCAGGGCAAGUAUGUUGCUGAGAUAACCAAAAAGCUCACCAGUUAAUAAUAAUGAGUAAUCCACUACCACGAGAUUGUAACAAAGGGAGUUGCUAGAUUGUGCACUGGCAUUACAGAAACGGAGAUGUUGGAGGGUGGUGGAGCUAAAAAGGGACUUAAAUCAACUUUUAAAGGAAACAUGGCAAUUGCUGAGUAGGCUGAGUCUUAACACAUGAUUAUAAACCCACUCAUGCACAUUUCACAACCCACUAGUUCAUUGCUUUAAUUAUGUAAAUAUAAAUAAUACAAUUAUUAGAACGUUGUAAAAAAUAAAAAUGCGUGUAAUUAUUUUAAUAUUUGUGAUGGUACGAGUGAUUAUGCGAGUUGUUAGAUAUGAGUAAUCACUUGCUCUAUUCUAUUUCGUCAA